AUGUGGGGAAAUGAUUCAACAUCUGAAGGCGGAGGUGGUGGCGGUUUCAUGGACGAAAGCUACUCCACCGCUACUCCUCAAGCUGAUCGUGGAGAAACUAAACGUAGCAAUAAUGUCAUACCUUUAAUGAUCUCGGAUGUCCACAAAUCUGGAAGACAUGGUACAAUAAUGGCGUUUAAAUGGCUCGAAGCAGAAAGUAUUCCGCCUGAAGGAAUAGAAGUAGGAAUGUACGUGAAAAUUCAUGGGACUAUAAGAGAGCAAGGCGGUGACAACUGUCAUGUUUUUGUCAUGAAAAUAAGGCCCGUUAAAAAAUACGCUGAGGUGUUUUCUCACCUGUUGGAAAUUAUUUCAAUUAGUGCAAACAUGAAAUAUCCUAAAAAUACCUUGCACGGUAAAGGAGUUGAAGCGCCGACUGGCAACAAAGCUGAAGAUGAUGAUAUGAACGAUGAUAUUUGCCAUGGUUUAACUAAUGAACAAAAAAUUUUAUACAAAAUAAUUAAGAGUCACGAUUCUGAAAACGGUAUCGAGCGAAAUUAUUUAAAAACUCAGGUACCUAAAAACUUGGAAGCUAAAGUUGAUGUAAUGCUGGACUUCCUUGCGUCUGAAGGACAUAUUUACACAACUUGCAACGAUGAUUUCUUCAAAGCUACUUAA
This is a messenger RNA of Cotesia congregata, 654 nucleotides long. NCBI's taxonomy places the organism in Eukaryota, Metazoa, Arthropoda, Insecta, Hymenoptera, Braconidae. The record is from the annotation of a GenBank genome assembly.